AUGUUGCAGAAUGAUGGAUUUUCUGACGAGAUUAAAACUGUUCGAAGCAACAACGCGAACAGUAAAAUUGCUAAUCUUAGUCCGUUCAUCGAUGACGAAUUGAUUCGGGUUGACGGACGUUUGCAAAUAUCAGAUUUAACAUUCUCAAAAAAACAUCCGAUUCUAAUUCCGUCCAGGCAUCAUAUAACCGACUGUAUCAUACGCGAGAUUCAUGAGAUUCAUUUCCACACGGGCAUCCAGACGAUCCUUUAUAUUCUCCGACAAAGAUUUUGGCUUCUUGACGGUCGGAACCAAGUACAAAAGAUCAUUCGUACGUGCAUGCGUUGUUUGAGAUUUUACGCCAAAUCCGUAGAUUACAAAAUGGGUAAUCUACCAGCGGUCCGGGUUCGCGAAGCAGUCCCCUUCACUAACACCGGCAUCGACUUUUGCGGCUCAUUUUUUAUUAAGGAGAAAAAGUAUUGUAACAGAACGAGACUCAAAGCAUAUGUUUGCGUGUUCGUCUGCAUGACUAUCAAAGCGGUAUACCUUGAAGUGGUGAACGAUUUGUCUACCGAUGGCUUCAUUGCUGCCCUGCGUAGGUUCGUGGCAAGACGAGGACUCCCCGGAGCAUAUUUAUUCCGAUAA
Molecule: messenger RNA, 624 nt
Organism: Mycetomoellerius zeteki
Lineage: Eukaryota; Metazoa; Arthropoda; Insecta; Hymenoptera; Formicidae
Exons: 1
Coding region: 1-624 (207 amino acids)
Molecular function (GO): nucleic acid binding
Source: RefSeq, a predicted model, not a curated record